Acanthoscelides obtectus is the source of this 1565-nucleotide messenger RNA. Lineage: Eukaryota; Metazoa; Arthropoda; Insecta; Coleoptera; Chrysomelidae. The record is from the annotation of a GenBank genome assembly.
UUAACAGGCAGUGUGAACGAGUUUGAUCCUCAUUCCACAUUCGGAUACAAUCAAAACUCCAAAGCGUACAACAAUGGAACAGAUGUGACGAUUUCAAAACAAAACGCCACAAAUGACAACACCAAGGACAAUCCAAACAGAACCAGUAAACAAACAUUUAUAGAUUUCCGUUUUUUAAGUUAUUAAUCGAUUUAUUUCACAUCUCCAGUGGUAACAAUCAACAACAAAAGCAUUCGUGUAAUAGAUGAACCUGGCAUCAACUAGCGAAUAUGUUAGAAAUGGACGUAAGAACUCAGAAAUUAGAACAGCAGAGGCAGCUAAUGGAGCAGAAAAUGAAGCAGAAGCGACUUACUUCAGGCAUGAUUCAGGCUUCCGAUGUACGGGGAACCUCGGCCAAAAGUCGGUCCUGUAACAUCAACCAAAAGGAACUACAUGGGUAUGAUGGGCCUUUGCAGUAUGCUAUGGGACGAGACAAUAAUCCUGACCAAGUUAUAUCAAUACUGACUACAGCUGAUAGCAUGGACGGGACAGUUGUGGAGGACAUCACAGAUAAUGCCAAUGACCUGAUGGAUAUUGAAGAUGAAGAAUCAUCCCCUGUAGCAUCUACCCCAAACAACAAUGGAAACAUUCCAAUAAAUCCCAUUGACGACAAAACAAAUUUUAUCCAUCAGACAAAUGGGGCUCCGGAAGCUGAAGGUGACAUUGAAGGUAAUGUAGACAAAUUUGUCCUACAACCAGCACUAUUGAAAGUGUUGUAUAAAUGUCGCAUUACCAGGGAUAGGAAAGGUAUGGACAGAGGGCUGUAUCCAACAUAUUUUUUACACUUGGAGAAGGAUUAUGGAAAGAAGGUGUUUUUAUUGGCUGCUAGGAAAAGAAAAAAGAGUACCACCAGCAAUUAUUUGAUAUCAACGGAUCCUACGGAUCUGUCAAGAAGUGCUGAAUCAUUUGUUGGUAAAUUGAGAUCCAACCUCUAGGCACCCAAUUUACAGUUUAUGACAAUGGUGUCUCACCUAGAAAGGCAAAUCUGAAAGAGGACAUUCUGCCACGACAAGAACUGGCCUCUGUUAUUUAUGACACAAACGUCCUUGGAUUCAAAGGGCCUAGGAAAAUGACUGUUAUUAUUCCUGGAAUGGCUGAUGAGCAGAGAGUGCAGAUCUAUCCUCAGGACGAGAGUGAAAGUUUGAUUGAAUCCUGGAAAGCAAAAAAUAUGGAUAACCUGAUAGAACUUCAUAACAAAACGCCAGUUUGGAAUGAUGAUACCCAGUCAUAUGUUCUGAAUUUCCACGGAAGGGUUACACAGGCUUCUGUCAAAAAUUUCAAAUUGUGCACGAUAGUGAUCCUGACUAUGUAGUUAUGCAAUUUGGUCGGUGCGUGGCGGAAGACGUUGUUUACAAUGACUACGAUAUCCGUUGUGCGCAUUGCAGGCUUUUGCGAUCGCGCUAAGCGUUUUGACAGCAAACUGGCAUGCGAAUAGCACGCAGCGCCACCUACAUCUGUCCGAAUGUGCUAAAACUACGAGCUUAAGCAAAUGCCUACGUUACUGUAAGGGUAUAUUUUUGGUGAUG